This is a messenger RNA of Rhipicephalus microplus (southern cattle tick), 672 nucleotides long. RefSeq names its product leucine-rich repeat extensin-like protein 5. Lineage: Eukaryota; Metazoa; Arthropoda; Arachnida; Ixodida; Ixodidae. The record is from RefSeq and is a predicted model, not a curated record.
UUUGGGGUAGUGGCAGGGGUCAGCACGAGCGCAGUGCAAUGCCCGCGCCUCUCCCUGGGGGCACCGCCAUCUUGACCACGGUCACCCCGACACCAGUUUGGGGUAGUGGCAGGGGUCAGCACGAGCGCAGUGCAAUGCCCGCGCCUCUCCCUGGGGGCACCGCCAUCUUGACCACGGUCACCCCGACACCAGUUUGGGGUAGUGGCAGGGGUCAGCACGAGCGCAGUGCAAUGCCCGCGCCUCUCCCUGGGGGCACCGCCAUCUUGACCACGGUCACCCCGACACCAGUUUGGGGUAGUGGCAGGGGUCAGCACGAGCGCAGUGCAAUGCCCGCGCCUCUCCCUGGGGGCACCGCCAUCUUGACCACGGUCACCCCGACACCAGUUUGGGGUAGUGGCAGGGGUCAGCACGAGCGCAGUGCAAUGCCCGCGCCUCUCCCUGGGGGCACCGCCAUCUUGACCACGGUCACCCCGACACCAGUUUGGGGUAGUGGCAGGGGUCAGCACGAGCGCAGUGCAAUGCCCGCGCCUCUCCCUGGGGGCACCGCCAUCUUGACCACGGUCACCCCGACACCAGUUUGGGGUAGUGGCAGGGGUCAGCACGAGCGCAGUGCAAUGCCCGCGCCUCUCCCUGGGGGCACCGCCAUCUUGACCACGGUCACCCCGACACCAG